Molecule: messenger RNA, 1875 nt
Organism: Plenodomus lingam JN3
Lineage: Eukaryota; Fungi; Ascomycota; Dothideomycetes; Pleosporales; Leptosphaeriaceae
Source: RefSeq, a predicted model, not a curated record
AUGGCAACAAACGAGCUCACGGAUGACAAGGAGUGGGAGCAAGCCGAGGGUGUCCCGAGUCUCAGCGACCCAUUCAUCCAAAAGUAUCUUCAAGGCAGGGAUGCGCUUGUACAGCAGGAGAAGAGGCAGCGCAGUGACUACCUUUUCAGGCAGAAUCUCUCGCCCAUGGCACAAGAGGCAUGCGCCAUUGUCUCUCAGAUACGCUUCGAGGAGCAGCAGACAUUGUGGACGAAAGAGUAUGAGGACAGCCUCCUCACCAAUCAUGUUGAUGUCUUUCCCGGUAUGAUGUUCUCGCUCGCCAAAGAGCGUAUGGAGAAGAGCAAGCUUUGGCAGAUUAUCCAGAAGAUGCCCAAAGGCGCGCUACUUCACUGCCACUUAGAAGCCAUGGUCGACCUUGACUGGGCGCUAGAAGAAGCUUUCAACACCGACGGUGUUUGUCUCAUAGCGAAUGGUCCCAUAAAAACAGAACAGGAGAGGCGCAAAACUGGCUUCUCCUUCGUGUACUCGAAAUCCCCAAGCAGUGAUGCGACGAUGUGGUCCUCGGACUAUGCAGCGAAUACACCCAUUCCAAUCCAAUUAGCCGCAGAAAACUUUCCGGAUGGUGGGAAGAAGGCCUUCUUGGACUGGGUCCGCUCUCGCGUUACCAUCACUCCCUCGGAGCAUCUCUCGCAUCAUGAAGGCCCCAACGAAGCAUGGCGCAAGUUCAUGUCCUGCUUUCCAAUUCUUGGAUCCUUGAUCUACUACGAACCAAUCUUCCGGAAAUUUAUUCGCAGAUUAUGUAAGCAGCUGUUGGAUGAUGGUGUCUACUAUGUCGACAUGCGUUCUGCUUUCUACACGCCGUACCGAAGCACUGGCAAGGCCGAUUGGGAUGAAGACUGGUUCAACAUGUUGGAACACAUGGCUGAUGAAAUCGAAAAGUUCAAGGCAAGUGAAGAAGGCAAGGAGUUCUGGGGAGCCAGGAUGAUUUGGACAACAAUCAGGCAAUUCGGGAAGAAGCAAGUCAUCGAGAGCAUGAAACAAUGCAUCGAAAUGAAACUCGAAUUCCCCGAGAUCAUAGCUGGCUAUGAUUUAGUCGGACAAGAAGAUCUCGGCCGUCCGCUCUCAGACCUCGCCCCAGAACUCUUCUGGUUCCGCAAGAAGUGCGCAGAAGAGGGUGUCGACAUCCCCUUCUACUUCCACGCCGGCGAGACGCUCGGUGAUGGUGACUCCGUCGAUGAGAAUCUUUUCGACGCAAUCAUCCUUGGAACACGGCGCAUAGGUCACGGCUUCAGUUUGUACAAGCACCCGCUGCUCAUCGACAUGGUGAAGGAAAAGCGCAUCUUGAUCGAAUCCUGCCCUGUUUCUAACGAAGUCCUACGGCUGUGUGGAAGCAUCAUGUCGCAUCCCCUGCCUGCGCUUCUCGCCCGCGGCGUUCCUUGCUCGCUCUGCAACGAUGACCCUACGAUCCUGGGCCAGGGGGCAAUGGGCAUGUCACAUGAUUUCUGGCAAGCUCUACAAGGCUGGGAGAACCUCGGUCUGGAAGGUCUGGGCUCGCUGGCGGAGAAUAGCGUGCGCUGGGCUAGCUUUGAUGACCUGAGCACAAAGGACUGGACGCAGGAUAUCAAAGAUGGCAUGUUUGGCAAGGGUAUUCGCGCAAAACAUCUUAAGGAAUGGGUGGCAAAGUGGGAGAAAUUUUGCGCGUGGAUUGUGCAGGAGUAUGGUGUUGAUGAGAAUCUUGAUCCAGUGGAUGGGGAAGAACAGACAGCACGUAAGAUGUGUAAGGAGAGAAAAUCAGUUCUCAACAACUUCUCCUGUUCUGAUAUACAUUUCACCAAAACCAUUACCGCAUCAACGUCUAUCCUCCCAAAACGUUUCAAUCAUCAUCCUUUCCUAUAA